Molecule: messenger RNA, 1496 nt
Organism: Rhododendron vialii
Lineage: Eukaryota; Viridiplantae; Streptophyta; Magnoliopsida; Ericales; Ericaceae
Product: methionine aminopeptidase 1D, chloroplastic/mitochondrial
Exons: 10
Coding region: 33-1238 (401 amino acids)
Biological process (GO): proteolysis
Molecular function (GO): metalloaminopeptidase activity
Source: RefSeq, a predicted model, not a curated record
CUCUCCCUAUUUCUCCUCAAAUCUCAUUAAAAAUGGUAAAAUUGAGUGGGAAAGGGUUCCUUUAUUACAUCAGAUUUUUGACCUUCCAAAGAGCCUGCAGGCAACUGGUGUUCCCGGAUAAGAAGAGGGAGGGGGGAGAAAGUGUCGCCGGUGUGAUAAGACAGCGCAAUAUGUUGGGCAAAGGCGCUUCUUUGUCUCUUAAUCCUCGUAUCCUCACUACUUUUGCUGGAGACUCUCGCUUGAUUCGAUCGACGCGGCCUCUUCCUGCACUCCUCCGUUCUAACCCAGGAAUCAAACCUGUGUCCAUGCAGUUGUCGAGAACGUUAUCUGGCAUUACCAAUCUCUUAUUCAAUAGAAGCAGCAACGUUGAUGAAUUACCUGGAAUCAAGCGUAAACAUCUACGGCCCGGAAAAGUAUCUCCUCGUCGACCUGUUCCGAGUGACAUACCACAACCUCCUUAUGUCAAAUCUCGAAAACCACCUGGAAUUGUUAGCGGACCUGAAGUGCAUGAUGAAACGGGGAUAGAUUGCAUGAGAGCUUCUGGGAGACUUGCUGCUCAAGUUCUUGAAUAUGCUGGGAGUUUAGUCAAGCCAGGCAUAACUACAGACGAAAUUGAUCAAGCAGUUCACCAAAUGAUUAUUGACAAUGGAGCAUAUCCUUCACCUCUGGGCUAUGGUGGAUUUCCAAAGAGUGUCUGCACAUCAGUGAAUGAAUGCAUUUGCCAUGGAAUUCCAGAUUCUCGUGCACUUGAGGAUGGUGAUAUUGUCAAUAUUGAUGUGACUGUUUAUUUGAACGGUUAUCAUGGUGAUACAUCAAAAACUUUCUAUUGUGGGGAGGUUGAUGAAGAAGCCAAAAAAUUGGUUCAGGUGACAAAAGAAUGCCUAGACAAGGCAAUAUCAGUAUGUGCACCAGGAGUAGAGUACAAGAAAAUUGGGAAAACAAUACAGGACCAUGCAGAUAUACAUCGCUAUGGCGUUGUGCGACAGUUUGUUGGUCACGGAGUGGGACGUGUUUUCCAUGCUGAUCCAGUUAUUAUGCACUACAGAAACAAGGAUCCUGGACGCAUGAUCUUGAAUCAAACCUUUACAAUUGAACCGAUGCUGACAAUAGGCAGCAUAAAUCCUAUAAUGUGGGACGACAAUUGGACAGUCGUCACAGAGGAUGGAAGCCUAUCUGCACAAUUUGAGCAUACCAUAUUGAUAACUAAGGACGGUGCUGAGAUACUAACCCAGUGUUAAACAUGACAUUUAGUGAUUUAAAUAGCAAGAGAUUCUUCCAGAUCCUUAUAACCUUACGGUUCUGAGUUACCAUUUUUUUUCUUUGUUUUUAAUUUUUUGUUCUUUUUUCGUUCGUUGUUGUAGGGAAGGUGUCGGCAUUUAUAAAGCUGAAAGUGAUUGAUUAUUUGUAAAAAAUUAUGUACUUUGUCAAAAUAAUACUAGUAGCAAUUUAUGAGUUCUAAUGACUCACCUUCUCUUGUACGGUGGAUUUUUUCUUCA